CAGUGCUGCUGGCUCCCAGGGAGGAGCUGCGGAAGGGUCUGGGCAAAGGAUAAAACUCCAGGUGUGCUCAGAAGCCAGUUCCCAGUGGGAGUAUUGCCCUGUCGGGGAAGAAGGGCGGGGAACAGGAGAGGCUGGCUGGUUGGGAGCAGGGCUUGGCAGGGGCUCUGGCUAGCCACGCCUCCCUUCAGUUUUGUGCAUGCUUUGAGGAGCUGCAGAGGACAGACCAAUGUGAGUGCCCCUGGAUGCUGUCUGCUGCAGGACACUUUUCCUGGAACUGUAUUUUUCAUGGCUCCAGCUGAGCAGCGUCUGUGUCUCCUGCUGUUGCUAACCUGCUGCUGCUCCUUGGCAGAGACACGGUUUUUAGACUGGCUUUGGGGGACCCAAAAAAAUCCCACGGUAACAACCCUGCCCCCCACAGAGAGCCAGACAACGGAACUGCUUACCUCUCCUGUGGCCACCACGACACAGGCUGCUGUGCCAGCGACCGCUCAGCCAGGGGACCAAGUAUGGAGCACACUCUCAGUCACGAGGCAGGCACCAGCCGUGGAGACAGCUGUCCCCGCUCUGGCAAAACCUGCCAUGCCCCAGGGCAAGGAGGAGAACAUUGCGGGGGUGGGGGCUGAGAUCCUGGACGUAGCAGAGGGCAUCAGGAGCCUAGUCCAGCUGUGGGAUGAGAGGACCACCCAGAGGACCGGGAACACAGGGGAUCCCACCAGUCUGGCUGCUCCAAACUCUGCAAUGGGACUGGCUGACCAUGGGAACAUGACUGCCAACUCGACAGGGAAUGGCCACAGCCUGCUGGGGACCGGGCAGCCAGAGGCUUCACUUCCCACGCCAGCAGGGCCUCUGCCUGCCUGGAACAGGACUCAGGCGCUCUUACAGAAGCCUGCGGCGGCUCUUCCAGAACAUUUCAGCACAGAAGUCAGUCUUUUGCAGCUGAUUGGAGAUCCCCCACCAGAGCAAAUAACCCAAGUCAAUGGCCCCGACAACACUCACGCCUAUGUCUUUGGACCAGAUGCCAACACCGGUCAAGUGGCCCGGUACCACCUGCCUAGCCCCUUUUAUAGAGACUUCUCGCUCCUUUUCCAUGUUCAGCCCACCACCAACAAGGCUGGCGUGCUCUUUGCCAUCACAGAUGCCUCGCAGACAGUCAUCUAUGUUGGAGUGAAGCUCUCUGCCAUGCAGGACAGGAAGCAACAGAUCAUCUUCUACUACACGGAGCCGGGCUCCGAGAGCUCAUAUGCAGCUGCAACAUUCUCCGUGCCUUCCCUAGCGAACGAGUGGACUCGCUUUGCCAUCAGCGUGGAGGAUGACGAGGUGAUUCUGUACCUGAACUGUGAGGAGUUUCACCGGGUUCGCUUUGAGCGCUCUCCCGAUGAGAUGGAACUGGAGGAUGGGUCUGGGCUCUUUGUGGCUCAGGCUGGAGGGGCUGAUCCAGAUAAAUACCAGGGGAUGAUUGCAGAUCUGAAAGUGACAGGUGAUCACCAGGCAGCUGAUCUCCAGUGUGAGGAGCAGGACGAGGAUACUGAUGUGGCAUCUGGAGAUUUUGGAAGUGGUGCUGAAGAAAGGCCCCACCUAUCAGGAAGGAAGCAGGGGAUCCCAGCUGUGUCGCGGCUCCCGGAACCUCCACCGGUCACUUCUCCCCCCACUGCUGGGGAGACAGUGGGGAAAGUAAGCGUGGGCUCUCAGCUGCCAACUGAUCAAAUCAAAGUGGAAGGACUGCAGCAAGUUUCUACAGAAGCCAGGGUUGGUACAAAAGGUGAAAAAGGGGCCCCGGGAGAGAAAGGCGAACAUGGCCCAAAAGGAGACUCCGGAUCCGGCAGGGUUCUAGCGACCGGCAGCACCAAAGGCGACAAGGGAGAAAAAGGAGACCUGGGCGUUAAGGGAAGUGCAGGAUUUGGGUAUCCCGGCUCUAAGGGUCAGAAAGGGGAACCAGGUGCCCAGGGAUCUCCCGGCCCCGCUGGCCCGCCUGGGCCCCCUGGCUCUACGUUGCAGCGCCUGGACGGCUCUGUGGUGGAGCAGGUCGCCGGGCCUCCAGGACCAACAGGUCCCCCAGGGCCGCCCGGGAAAGACGGCCUCCCUGGCAAGGACGGCGAGCCUGGUGAUCCUGGUGAAGAUGGGAAACCUGGUGACGUUGGGCCCCAGGGAUUCCCUGGAACUCCCGGAGAGCCUGGCCUCAAGGGGCAGAAGGGUGAGCCCGGAGUCAGUGCAAGAGGCCCCCCUGGACUGCCUGGACCACCCGGGACACCAGGUCUCUCCUCCAAACAGGACAAGCUGACGUUCAUCGACAUGGAAGGCUCUGGGUUUGGAGGCGAUCUGGAAAGCUUUCGGGGCCCCCGAGGCCCACCAGGGCCCCCUGGGCCUCCUGGGGUGCCCGGCCUGCCAGGAGAGCCAGGAAGAUUUGGGAUGAACAGGACUGAGCUGCCAGGACCCCCCGGCCUUCCCGGCCUGCCAGGCAGAGAUGGUGUCCCCGGAGCUCAAGGCCCACCAGGUCCUCCAGGAAAAAGUGGGUUGGCCGGCCAGCCUGGGCUUCAAGGAGAACGGGGGGACCCAGGAGACCUAGGCCUCCCCGGAGCUCCUGGACCCAAGGGCGGUAAGGGUGAGAUGGGGCUGGCCGGUGCCCCAGGGGAAACCGGGCUGGCAGGCCUUCCUGGACCAAUGGGACCACGAGGACCACCAGGUCCCCCAGGCCCUGCUGGACCUCCUGGGCCAGGCUACGAGGCUGGAUUUGGAGACAUGGAAGGCUCAGGGAUGCCCGUGCCUUUCUGCCGUUCCUGGAGGAGCGCGGACCCAAAGGGCCACAGGGGCCACCAGGACUCCCCGGACUCAAGGGGGACGCUGGCAGCCCUGGGCUGCCUGGCUUGCCAGGACAAAAGGGGGACCACGGUGCUCCGGGUGUGGAUGGGCGCCCAGGGCUGGAAGGUUUCCCAGGACCUCAGGGACCCAAGGGUGACAAGGAAGCCAGGGGGCGGUGAACGAGGCCAAGAUGGAGUGGGCUCCCCAGGCCCCCCUGGGCUCCCUGGACCCCCGGGGCAGGUCAUCUAUGCGUUGGGGCGAAGAGGGGCAGAGAAGGCCAUGCUGGGCUUCCCGGGCCCAAUGGGACCUAAAGGAGACCUAGGAGAUCCAGGUUUCCCAGGCACCCCAGGACCAAAGGGUGAGAAAGGAGAGCCUGGAGUGAUCAUCGGCCCAGAUGGGACGGGCCAUCUCAGCUGGCACGAAAGGAGACAAGGUCACCGCGCUGACUCGGGCUCUCGUCUGGCCUGCUUUGGAUGCUCACCCAGCUUGGGCGCCUUGGCGGUGAGCAGGGCUGGUGGGACCCAUGGGCCCGCAGGCCCGCAUGGACGACCUGGACAGAAGGGGGAAAUCGGCUUUCCUGGCAGACCGGGUCGUCCCAGCAUGAAUGGGCUGAAGGGCGAGAAAGGGGACCCCGGAGGGCUUGGCUUGCAGGGUCCUCCGGGUCCCCCGGGGCCCCCAGGCGCCCCUGGCAGUGUAGCGUCCAUCUAUGACAAUAACGCAUUUAGUGAGUCAGGCCCUCCCGGCCCUCCAGGAUUGCCUGGUUACCAGGGUGCCCCAGGACAAAAGGGUGAACGAGGCGAGACAGGUGCCCCAGGGCCCCCGGGCCAGUUCCCCUAUGGUCUCAACGAAUUUGGUUCCACCUUCCGGGGUGAAAGAGGAGAUCGGGGGGACCCUGGACUGAAAGGAGAGAAGGGGGAGCCCGGCGAGGGAGGACUGUAUGGACCAAGCGUCUCUGGACCUCCAGGUCCUCAGGGCUAUCCUGGCCUUCCGGGUCCCAAGGGGGACAGCAUUAGAGGCCUGCCUGGCCCUCCAGGGCCUCAGGGACCCCCUGGCAUUGGGUAUGAGGGGCGGCAGGGUCCCCCUGGGCCUCCGGGGCCUCCCGGGCCCCCCUCCUUUCCAGGACCCCACAGACAAACUGUCAGCAUCCCUGGCCCACCUGGGCCGCCAGGGCCACCAGGACCUCCAGGGACCAGCGGGUCGUUGACCUCUUCCGGGCUGCGGAUCUUGCCGGCAUAUCAGUCCAUGCUGAGCACGGCUCAGGAGGUGCCCGAGGGCUGGCUGAUCUUUGUACAGGACAGAGAAGAGCUGUACAUCCGGGUGCGGAGCGGCUUCCGGCGAGUCCGUCUGGAGGAACACACGUCCAUCUCCAGCCCCGGACUGGACAAUGAAGUGUAUGACAAGCCGCCAAGUGUCCACUACUCGCAUGGCGGCACUGCCUCCUCCGGCUUCCUGCACCCACGCCGAGAGCACAACCCCUCCUCCACAGCCCAGCCCUGGCGAGCGGACGACAGCAUCGCCAACCACCACCGCCUUCCUGACCACUUGCCUCACGGCGCCCAGCCCCAGCAAGAGCCACUGGACAGCUUCUCCCCAAAUCGCCGGGGGGAGAGCAUCCCCUCUGCCGUUCACAGGCACCAUGACUUCCAACCCGCCCUCCACCUGGUGGCGCUGAACGCCCCGCUGAGCGGCAGCAUGCGUGGCAUCCGUGGAGCCGACUUCCAGUGCUUCCAGCAGGCCCGGGCAGUCGGGCUGACGGGCACAUUCCGAGCCUUCCUGUCCUCCCGGCUGCAAGACCUGUACAGCAUUGUGCGCAGGGCCGACCGGAGCGGGAUGCCCAUCGUCAACCUCCGGGAUGAAGUGCUGUUUAACAACUGGGAGGCGCUGUUCUCGGGCGCAGAGGCUCAGUUCCGAGCUGGUGUUCGCAUCCUCUCGUUUGACGGCAGAGAUGUACUGAGAGACUCUGCGUGGCCUCAGAAGAAUGUCUGGCACGGCUCUGAUGCCAAGGGCCACCGGCUCACAGAGAGCUACUGCGAGACAUGGAGGACGGACGAUAGCGUGGUGACGGGCCAAGCCUCCUCGCUGGCCUCGGGGAAGCUCCUGGAGCAGAAGGUGAGCAGCUGCCGGAAUGCCUUCAUCGUCCUGUGUAUCGAGAACAGCUUCAUGACCUCUUCCAAAAAGUGACCUGCCCCCACCCGCCUCGGAGCACAGAGAGGGACCCCAACGGGGCAGCCGCUUCCCCCUUCACACAGCCAUUCCCAGAGAAGCAGAUGAAAAGCCAAAGAGUGUUGAGUUAGUUUGAAAUGCCAGCCCGGUGCUGGCCAGCAUCUGGAGGGCUGAGCCGACUGGCUGUCCUGGCCAUCUCCUCGUCUCCGGUGUACAUGCAGUGGGUCUCUCUCUUUUAAACCGCCUCAUAUUUAACCAGGUUAGUUGCAUUCUUGGGUGAACUCUGCUUGGUUACCUGUUUUCCCCCUUGCUAGGACAGUCGUCACAGGGAGGGCCCCGUGGUUCCCACGUGGGGUGCCAGAGCACGAGAUGCUCUUCACUGAGAUGGGGAGGCCCAGCAGGAGAGCUGGCUGCAUGGCCAGUCCUUGUGCUGUGGGGUACGUGACGGCCCCAGCUGGACAGCACUCUGGCCUCAUUAGCAGCUGGAGCAGUGCAGGCUUCACCAGCACAGCUCUGCUGCUCGGUCUGUGACAUCCCAGGGCUUUGCUGUCUGUCGCUGGCCAUGCACCCUGCAGGGACUCAGCUGGGUGAAAGGCCCUGAGUGUCUAGCUGUCUUCCUCUCUGCAGGUUGGCUUCCCCCUCAGCUUGGUCUGAUAGCCCCUAGCUUCACCUCCCCAUCUCCAUCUGUUCCAGGGCAACUGGAAUGGGACCAGGCCCCCAGCCCCAAGUGCCUCUCAGCUGGCAGUGGGGUUCCUGCUGGCGGAGCCCUGCUCCCCACAGUGGGUGGCAAGAAGUGGGUUCCCCCCAUUGGCAUGGGUAAGCUGUUGGGGGUAGUACUUCAGGAGGGGGCAGGCUGUCCUUUGAAAGCAGAGGUAUUUCCUUGUUGGAAGAACCAAAGGGGUUAGUUGUAAGAAGAAAGUCAAAUAGAGGCUGAAUCCCCACUCCAACUGUUCUGUGCAGUGCCUUCCCCAUUGCAGGACAGUGCCUAGCUGGGGGUGGGGGGGGUGCCAUUUUAGCAAGUGUCCCCUCCCCACACCUCCCCUGGCUAGCCCAGCCAAUCCACACCAAACCCUGGCCAACAUGUGCCUUAUGCUGGUUAGGGGCAAGGGAGAGCAAUGCAUGCGCUGAUGCGGGGAAUGAAUGUACUCUCCUUUGCUUGGGGGUGCGGGGAAGGGGCAUUUCCUUGAGCGUCUAGAGGGCAAAUUAAAAAGUACCUGUUCUAGCAAUCCUGGGUGUCAGGGCCGGGAGGUUGUGUGACCUCUAUGAGCAUUACCGGGUGGAGAUGCUUCUUUGCUGCCAUAAAACCCGAAUUCCAGAGGGAGCCCCAGCCCAUGACAGGCAAGUCUGAAUGUUAGGAGAACGUCUGGAUGUGGGAUUUAAGGUCCCAUACGGCAGCUGAGCAUCAGCUCCAGGAGAAUGUCCCACCUCAAAGCCAGAAGCCUUCCACACACUUCUAUACUCCUCCUGUACCACACUUGUGAAGCACUAAUGUCUAAAGGAUUUUUUAAUCAAUUUUGAAAAUCUGAGGUGCUACAUUUUUAACUAGCUUCUUAUUGUACUGAAAUUAUUACCAUAAAGGCUGUGCAAGUCACACAAUUCCUGUUUCUUAUUGUCUACUGUAUUUGUGUAAUUAAUGCAAUUUAAAGCCUGUGGAUUUUUGUUUUUUGGUCAGUUGUGUUCUUUAAACCGUUUUCUAAAGGCACUGAAUAAAGGAAAGUCUCCUCUU
Messenger RNA from Gopherus evgoodei (Goodes thornscrub tortoise), 6685 nucleotides. It is a transcript of the gene COL18A1, whose product is annotated as collagen type XVIII alpha 1 chain. NCBI's taxonomy places the organism in Eukaryota, Metazoa, Chordata, Testudines, Testudinidae. The record is from RefSeq and is a predicted model, not a curated record.